This is a messenger RNA of Corticium candelabrum, 1203 nucleotides long. RefSeq names its product kinesin light chain-like. Bases 208 to 1029 code for a protein of 273 amino acids. NCBI's taxonomy places the organism in Eukaryota, Metazoa, Porifera, Homoscleromorpha, Homosclerophorida, Plakinidae. Gene Ontology annotation, molecular function: protein binding. The transcript is spliced from 8 exons. The record is from RefSeq and is a predicted model, not a curated record.
AACAAGAUGAUUAGUCAAUAGUAUGGUUGGAAAUGAAAGAAUCUAGAUUAUAUUAAUUUACACAAAAUUGAAUAUUAUGAUUGUUUUGUAGUGCUACAUAACCUUGCUCUCACAUAUGAAGAAGGGGGGAAAUACAACGAGGCGAUAAAGACAUACGUAGAGUCGCUCGAGCUGGAAAGGCGAUGCGAUGAUGGGAAUCUAGUGGAAAUGUCUACGACUCUCAUCAAUCUUGGUUGUUGCUACAGAGAGAGCGGGAAACUUGGGAAAAGUUUGACUUUAAUGGAGGAGGCAGUCACAAUCAGCCGAUCAUGCUACUCAUCUUCUCAUCCCUCCUUGGCACUUGAUAUAUCUCACCUUUCCUGCACGUACGAUUUACUUGACAGAAAAGAUGAAGCUUGGAAAUUGGCAAGAGAAGCGCUGGAUAUUGCAAGCAUAUCAUUACCGUCGUCACAUUCUCAAUUGGCCGUGUAUAUGAACCGUUUGGGCAAUUGUUGUCGAUCACGAGGAAACUACAAUGAAGCCAUAUCGUGGCAUGAGAAAGCUAGACAAUUGCUGCAACAACAACAUCAAUCACCUCAACGAGACGAAUACGUUGCUAAAAAUUUAUAUUACUUGUCUCGUGUCCAUGACGAGAAAGGAUGUUAUGAAGAAGCUAUAAAGUUGUGUUUGGAAGCACUAAAAAUAGACCAAGAAUGUCAUUCUCCAAAUCCUCUUCAUAUUGCAAUUUAUACGAUGAGGUUAGGUUCGUAUGAAAUGAAGGCCUCAAGACUUGAAGCGUCUAUAACCCAUUUGCAAUCUUCCUUAUCAUUUUUGCAAGACACACUACCUACUAGUCAUCACACCGGAGAUUGUCAUUUUUACCUUGCUACGUCGUUUCUUGCUAUGAAAGAAGCGUCCCAAUCCAGUCUACAUGUAGAGAAAUGUCUUGAAAUACGAAAGACGGUUUUUCCAGUUGGUCACAGCAAAAUAGGGGAAGCCGAGUGUCUCAAAGAACAAAUUAAAGGGCUGAAUGAAAAUGCAAGUGACUGACAUGAUAGUCUUACUUUGCUGAUUAUGAUUAUGUGUUACGGUUUGCUUGUGCAUGUUCUUAUUAAAAUUGAUGGGGUUAGUUUCCAUGUCGUACGAAGUCUAUUGGCAUGGAUAGGAUUGCAUAGAGCUUGCACCUUGUCAAUAUCGUAGCCAACAGUUGGUACACUGUUGCAC